Molecule: messenger RNA, 2155 nt
Organism: Acipenser ruthenus (sterlet)
Lineage: Eukaryota; Metazoa; Chordata; Actinopteri; Acipenseriformes; Acipenseridae
Product: STARD3 N-terminal-like protein
Exons: 10
Coding region: 342-1025 (227 amino acids)
Source: RefSeq, a predicted model, not a curated record
CCAGCAACACGGGUACCUGCAUGACACAGUUUCACUUUCAGAUACAUAAUGCUAUAAUAACUUCGAAUGGUUGGUUACAGUAGGUAACACAACACAACAUAUCUCCAGGUAACCCUGCGGUUAACGGGUUUUCCUUCGACUGGAAAGCUGGCUUUGAAUUUUAAACGCAGGUCCAAUCUUGAAGGGACAGUUUGAAGAGAAAAAUCAGGAAACAAGAGGAAUAAUACAAGACUAGCUACAACAGAAAAGUGUAGCAUAAUUACAGCAUCGUGCAUGAGAGCCCGGGAUGUGGCUGGUGAGCUCCUGCGCUGGAACAGCUAGUCGGCAGGCAGGCUGGUGAGAUGGAGAGAGCCCUGAGUGGGAGUGUGGACUCCAGGGCUUCCCUGCACACUGUCAGCUCCAUUAAUGCAGCGCAGCUCGCAGCCAGACUCGAGUCCUAUGAAUCCGGGGAAAAGAAAUCCAUAUCUGAUGUCAGACGGACUUUUUGCCUAUUUGUUACCUUUGAUCUUCUGUUCAUUACCUUGCUGUGGAUCAUUGAACUGAAUGUAGAUGGAGGCAUUGAAAAACAGUUAAGCAAGGAAGUUCUUUAUUAUGAUUACCAUUCCUCCUUCUUUGACAUAUUUGUACUAGCAGUUUUUCGAUUUACUCUAUUGAUACUUGCUUAUGCAGUGUGCAAGCUGAGACAUUGGUGGGCUAUAGCGAUAACAACAGCAGUUACCAGUGCCUUUUUAAUAGUUAAAGUCAUCAUCUCCAAGCUGCUUACCCAAGGUGCUUUUGGCUACCUGCUGCCUAUUAUGUCCUUCGUACUAGCAUGGAUAGAGACCUGGUUUUUGGACUUCAAAGUAUUGCCACAAGAGACGGAGGAUGAAAACAGGUUCCAGUCAGUUCCGGAUGCCUCAGAGAGGGCGGUGCUUAUUCAACCAGGCCCUCUGUCUGAUGGACAGUUCUACUCACCUCCAGAGUCCGUAGCAGACUCAGAUGAGGAAACAGAAGAAAAGCAGGAUCACGAGAAGCCGGUUCUUUAGCGGUGUUUCCUCGAAGAACAAUGUGUGGUGCAUCAAGACAUGAGACCAUUACAACCUUAAUCUGCUCUGUGAUCCAGUCACCAGUGGCACUGAAACAUUUCUUUACUGAACAAACUGGAACUGGUGUGGAUGUUGACUCAAUGAGUGGAAGCUACAAGAGCCUUCUUUUGCCUUAGAACUGCUAAGAGCACUGCUAGUCCUGUCCAUUUUCACUGUACUAACUCUCACAAUGCAAUCAGAUGGUUCAGAUAUACAGCUAACUUAUACCAUUCAUUGUUAAUAGUUAUUUGUUGAGAAAACUUGUACCUUUUAAAGUAACUCGCUGUGCUCGGUACAGUUUAUAAUGAAGAAGUGGUUUCCUCUUAAUUUAUUUUUGUGAAGGUUACAGCACAGUCGUGACCACUGUGAUGAUUUUUUUUUUUCCUGAGUGUGUGUGUAUAUUUUACUUUUAGGAAUGACUUGUUUUAAUGAACAGCAACAAAACUAAACGCCUAUUAUACAAACACAUGUUCCGGCAUAUAUUUUAACUUUAAUUAAUUAAUACACUGAAGUUCCAAUGCGUAAUUUGAAUUGAAAUGAGUAGCUGAAUAACACAACUGUGCUUUUGCGUUAAUUUUAGAAAUUUUGCCUUCUAUGUAGUACUUUUUAUGUGCAGCUGACACUCAUUUCUACUGAUUCAAAAACAACAUUUCACCAGGACUCAUUUCACCAGGACUCAUUUCACCAGGACUCAUUUCACCAGGACUCAUUUCACCAGGACUCUAUUAAAGAAUUGCUAUGAUUAAAAAAAAUACGCUCAUUUAAUUUUCUUUGAAAUCUGGUAUUGGAAAACAUCACAGGGCUUUCUACUUAAUAGUAUAAAAUUGUCAUAAAUACCAGUUUAGAAAUAUUAUCUUGUAAUAAAUGUAAAUUACAAUAAUGUAUCUGAUUACAAUGUAUAUGAAAGGUAUGCUUAUGUGUAAAUAUAAGUGCAGUAUUGUUUUUAUAUGAAGUACAAUGGAAAAUAUACAUAAAGCUUAAAAAAAGGAACUCCAAUUAUCGCAUGAAUGUAUGCCCUGUACCAAUCCCAGAUCCACGGUAGUGAUUUAAUAAUAAUAAUAAAAUAAAAUAUCUUCCUGUCAAAAUAUUGU